UUAACUUCUCCCAGAGGACAAAACCUAAAAAACCCUCUACUCUCCUCUCUUUUGCCCUUUAGCUGUUGUUAAGCUAAACAUAAAUUAAACAAAAGGAAAUAACGCUUGAAAUGAGCAACCUUGAAUCUUACCCUCCAGUCUUUCGCCAGCUCAAGGCUUCUACUCCUCCCCAGCUAGCUGAACUCAACAACAACAGCAACUCCAUGGGGGACACUGCCCAAGCUUCAUCAUCAGUUGAUAUUCCUGUAGUGGAUCUUGAAUGUCUUAGCCUGGAAAAGCUUGGAGAGGUUUGUAAAGAAUGGGGUAUUUUCCGUUUGGUCAACCAUGGGAUUCCUCCCAGCCUUUUGAGCAAACUCGAGGAACAUGUGAAGAGGGUGUUGUCUCUAUCCUUCGAGUCCAAGCAAGCCCUACUCACUAACCCUUUGUCUUACUUUUGGGGCACCCCCCUCUUGACCCCAACCGGGGCUGCCCUAAGGGGUGCCUUGAAUAUCAAUUGGCUGGAAGGCAUAAAUGUUCCACUCUGUCACCUCCAACAGUUUGAAUCCGAAGAUCCUAGGCUUCAUGAUUUCAGUCCCAGAUAUUUUCUGCAAAAAAAGAAGAUUACUAGGCAUUAUCUGGAAGAAUAUGGAAGACACCUUUCGAGAAUCGCUACAACCUUGUUCGAAGCAAUGGUGAAGAAUCUGAAUCUGGGUCCUAAACAAUCCGAGUCUAGCUUAGAUGAAUCCACUGGAUUCAUACGUGUUUACCGAUACCCAUCAGGGUCCUUGGCUGAUGAGGCUUGGGGCAUGAUGGAACACACUGAUAGCUCCGUGCUUUCCAUAGUGAACCAAGACCAAGUUGGGGGACUUGAAUUUUUCAAGGACAAUGAAUGGCUACUGGUUAACCCAAUUUCAGGCACCCUUGUUGUCAAUAUUGGUGACAUGCUGCAGGCUAUAAGCGACGACCAAUUCAUGAGUGUGAAACAUAGAGUGAGAACGAACAAGCAGGCGGAGCGGUUCUCCAUAUGCUACUUUGUGUUCCCAGCAAAAGGCAGUGUGAUCCGUAGUUCUAAAUACAAACCUUUUACUUACACCGAUUUCCAACAGCAAGUGCAACAUGACACCAAGACUCUAGGUUAUAAAGUUGGUCUCCAAAGAUUCAAGCUUAAUGCAGCUGUUUAAUAUAUAUAUAUAUAUAUAUAUAUAUAUAUAUAUAUACACCUAUUAUCAAUUAUUUUAUGUAGGGUAACUCUUAAUUUUCUGUUGUACGAAUUCCUCCUUUAUUACGGAAAAUAAUUUAAUUCAAUCCUACCAUUAACUCAUCCUUAA
This is a messenger RNA of Gossypium raimondii (Peruvian cotton), 1307 nucleotides long. Its product is annotated as gibberellin 2-beta-dioxygenase 6. NCBI's taxonomy places the organism in Eukaryota, Viridiplantae, Streptophyta, Magnoliopsida, Malvales, Malvaceae. Gene Ontology annotation, molecular function: dioxygenase activity. The record is from RefSeq and is a predicted model, not a curated record. The coding region runs from base 111 to 1160 and encodes 349 amino acids. The transcript is spliced from 4 exons.